Schizosaccharomyces osmophilus is the source of this 2118-nucleotide messenger RNA. It is a transcript of the gene cut20, whose product is annotated as anaphase-promoting complex, platform subcomplex scaffold subunit Apc4/Cut20. Gene Ontology annotation, molecular function: protein binding. Gene Ontology annotation, biological process: positive regulation of mitotic metaphase/anaphase transition; anaphase-promoting complex-dependent catabolic process; protein K11-linked ubiquitination. NCBI's taxonomy places the organism in Eukaryota, Fungi, Ascomycota, Schizosaccharomycetes, Schizosaccharomycetales, Schizosaccharomycetaceae. Bases 1 to 2118 code for a protein of 705 amino acids. The transcript has 5 exons. The record is from RefSeq and is a predicted model, not a curated record. Gene Ontology annotation, cellular component: nuclear periphery; anaphase-promoting complex.
AUGACUAAACACCUAUAUCAUUCCAAUAAAGAACAUAAAUUCAAUUAUCAUGAAGAAAACGGUCGGAUUGAGACAAUUCGCGAUGGUUUAAGAAAGGCCUCAUUAUGUCCAAGCAUGGAACUAUUAGCUGUUAUAACGAAUGGAAAUCGUCUAAUUGCGUUUAGAAAUACAGGACAGAGAAUAUGGGAUGUUGGAUUUGAAGGGUUAAAAGCUACUGCUCUUUGUUGGCAUCAAGACGGCCAUCUGUUGGUAGUGGGUUUUGAGAGUGGAGAACUCAAAUUUGUAGAUUCCUCUUCGGGUCAUGUUGUCGAACAGCGUCAUGCUUCAAGAAAUAUUCCUAUCACCAUGAUUACAUGGAAAGUGGAGGACUCUUCUACUUUUUUCAAUCAGCCUGACUUCUCUUUGGACCCAAUAUCUUACAUGCCCUUAUUGGGAACGCUGCCUAGCUCCUCUAAAGGGGAACGAAUUUUUUCUUCAAAAGCAAUUGUUGAGUUUUUUAAAUCUUCCAAUCCCGAGCGUUCCAAAUCUCAGAAAAUCGAGCUUUUAAGUGUCCUUGAUGAGGAAGGAAUUCGCCAUAUAAACAUGUUUUCAUCCUAUAAAAUUGGGGAAGGUGAUUCACUACAUUCAGCUCUUAAUAUGAAAUUACCUAAAUCCCAUCAUAUUUGCAGGCAGAUGGCAUACCAUGUUUUACAUUGUUCUGAUCAAGGUCAUAGCAGCUUACAAACGUUACACAUGCCAUUGCUAGAGAAAGGGUUGCGAAACAUAGUAGAUAUAGCGACAAUGUCAACAAAGAUGCAACUGUUUGUGAGGUAUAUCGAAGAAACAGUGGAUGCGAUGUAUGAAGAGUUUAAAAAUAUCGUCAAAGCUGAAAACAGCCUACGAAACUCUUUUACCCAAAUAUUUGAAAAACACAAAAAUGAUACAUUCUCUCCCGAGCUGGAACUUUAUCAGUUUAUUAUGAAUGGGUUACCAACCCCCAUAUUGAAAGAGUGGUUGACAGAGAGAGUUGGCGAUCGAGUUUUAAAAAACUGGGAAAAGUUAAUUGUGAAUGCUUGUCGAUCCUUAUCUGUGUUUUGCCAAGAGUUUGUAAUACCUGCUUCGGAGAGGUUGGGGAUAUUGCUGAAUUUAAUAAGAGGAAAGGCAAUUUGGGGAGUCAUGAAAGGAGAUAGUUUGCUUGAUCCAAAGUUAAUCGAUGAUUGUAUGUCUUCUCUUUCGUCACUUCAGACAAUUUCUUUUACGUUUUUAUCUUCACUUCAAAAAGAAAACGCUGAAAUGAAGCGUUACGUGAGUUGGCUAAAUUACGCUAUGCAUGAAUUUGUUACAACUGAACCAGCAACAAUUCCUCCUCAAGAUAUUGUUGAUCAUAUACAGGAUUGUGUAAGGUAUAUCCGGAAUUCUCUAAUGCACUCUCAAUUGACAUCCUACUUCGUGGCUGCCGAAAACUCCCAAGAAACGAAAAACUCCAAACCUAGCAGUUCAACGUUUCAGGAUGUCAUUAAUGCUUUACGACUUUCUUUUGAUGUCAUUUUUAGUUAUCCAUCCUUAGCUUGUCGAAGCCAGUGGACAAAAACAGCAAAUAUUAAACUAUUACAAGGCAACGAUUGGCUGGUUUCUGCUUGUCUUUUCCAGUCCAAGCCCGAAACCUCAAUCGAAAAAUCUAUAUAUUAUAAGAAAAAUCUUCCAGGCAUAUAUAUUUGGCAAUGUAAUUUGCAAAAUGGACAGAUGUUACCGUCUUUCUGCUGCCAUUUUGAAUUGGAUGCUUCUUAUAUUCUUCAAAUCGAUCAACAAAAUACUGCCUCAGCUAAUGUUUUGGAUGCAAAGGUUUAUCCCAGUAAUGCCUUAAUAAUACUAGCUGAGUACCAAAACAAAAUUAUUAUGUGUGAAGUCUCCAUCGAGAAAAUACCUUUUAUACCUAUUGACAAGUCCAUUUGCGAAAUGGGAAAGUUACCAGAAUACGUGAAUACUAUCCCCAUUAUUCCAGUCCGUGAUACAGUAUGGACCCAUUCGUUCAACGAUAACUUUUCUCCUUCCAGAUUCGACUAUAUAGAACAAGAUACUGCCUCUUAUGGUAUUGUUUAUUCGGAAGAAACUCAAAAGUAUCGAUGGUUUAAUAUUUGA